Molecule: messenger RNA, 947 nt
Organism: Drosophila serrata
Lineage: Eukaryota; Metazoa; Arthropoda; Insecta; Diptera; Drosophilidae
Gene: bigmax
Product: helix-loop-helix-leucine zipper transcription factor bigmax
Biological process (GO): regulation of transcription by RNA polymerase II
Cellular component (GO): nucleus
Molecular function (GO): protein dimerization activity; RNA polymerase II cis-regulatory region sequence-specific DNA binding; DNA-binding transcription factor activity, RNA polymerase II-specific
Source: RefSeq, a predicted model, not a curated record
ACGGCUGCUGCUGGUGUGUUUUUGUUUUGGGAAUUCUUCGCAACGUCGCAGUUUUGGAAAUGAGUGAUAAUAACAACACGGCUGGCAGUAAGGACGACGCCUUUAGCAUGGACCACGACCAGGACCUGAGCAGCAAGCAUUACUCGCGUUGCAGCAGCGCGGGCAGCACGCACACGCCCAACUCCUCGGCGCACAAUUCAGACGACGACGAUGACAGCGGCGGCGAUGCCCGACACUCGGCCGCGGCCAACUCGACGCUGAGCUACAAGGAGCGAAGGCGGGAGGCGCACACACAGGCGGAACAGAAACGGCGGGACGCGAUAAAGAAGGGAUACGAUAGCCUGCAGGAGCUGGUGCCACGCUGCCAGCCCAACGACUCCUCCGGCUACAAGCUGAGCAAGGCCCUUAUCCUACAGAAAUCUAUUGAGUACAUUGGCUACCUCAACCAGCAGAAGCUCAAGCAGGAAGAAGAGGGUUCAGCGCUGCAAAAGGAGGUGACAGCGUUGCGGAUUAUUAAGAACGGCUACGAGAAUAUGCUGCAGCACCAGCAGGCGAACCCCGGGCCGGAGGAAGCUCGCCUCACCGACGAGGCCAAGUUCCAAGUGUUCCAGGCCAUCAUGGAGGAAAUGUUUGAGACAUUCCAGCAUAUACCCAUGGACAACUUCAAGCAGCUGACCACCGGCAUUAUUCCCUGGCUAGAGGAGCACUGCAAGCCGCACAUUCUGCGGAACAUCCUUAGUCGCACGCUGCAGCAGAUGGCCCAAGAGGCCCAGGAGAAGCAGCAGCAGGCAAUGAUGGAACAAGAGAGUGGCGAGGGCUUCAGUUGAUCUCGCAAUGGUGGGUUUUGGGUUCAUUCAUUCGUUAUUUCAUAGGUUCUUUCGUUUCCGUUUCGUUUACUGCGUACAAAAACAUUAAAUGCGUCAUUUAAAUAGUUGUAAAAGCUGAAA